Messenger RNA from Cetraspora pellucida, 169 nucleotides. NCBI's taxonomy places the organism in Eukaryota, Fungi, Glomeromycota, Glomeromycetes, Diversisporales, Gigasporaceae. The record is from the annotation of a GenBank genome assembly.
AUGCCUUAUAUCACACCAAAGGUUUUGCAAGAUAAAAAUUUUACAAAAGCAGCUAACAUUUAUGAAUUCAAACUUAUCAUGAUGGAAAUGUCAACUGGGCAAAGAGUUUUUGAUGACAAAUUAUUUACUAUUGGCUCUGUGACAAGUAUUGGCCAAGACAAAGUUAAAA